Molecule: messenger RNA, 717 nt
Organism: Guillardia theta CCMP2712
Lineage: Eukaryota; Cryptophyceae; Pyrenomonadales; Geminigeraceae
Exons: 1
Coding region: 288-599 (103 amino acids)
Source: RefSeq, a predicted model, not a curated record
CACUUCACAUUGAGUGCACGGGGGAGCACAACAGGAUCCUAACCUUCACGCCCGAGCACGAGUCGAUCGUCGAGAGGCGGUCGGCUGAGAUGUCAAGGGUGCCAUGGAGGAACAGGAACAUUAACGAGGCCGUCGAGGCCGUCGAGCACGCGCAUCGGGUGUCCACGGAGAUCCGACGGUCCAUCGAGGGGAGGAGGUCGGUCGAGCACAUGCGCAGCAACGCCUCCGGAGGAGUCGACGAGGCCCCCGGCUCCCCCAGCACAGGCCUGAUCCGGCUCUCCGUCGAGAUGCCGCGAAGCCCCGGGUACCAUCGGUGGCAGCGAGCGGUCGAGGGGAUGGGACCCUCAGGUCCUCUCCCCUCCCUCCCCUCGCUGGAGCUGGAGAUGGAUGAGAUAGAGAAGGGAGAGGAGGAGGAGGAGGAGGAGGGGCAGAGCUCGCUCAUCGGCACCAACGGAAACGGCAUCAAGCAUGCGAACGGAAACGGCAUCGAGCAUGCGAACGGAAACGGUAUCGAGCAUGCGAACGGCAACGGAAACGGAAGUUAUACCCCUCGGGAGGAGGAGGAGGAGGUGAAGGAUAUGAGGACAUACAGGGUGUGAGCCGCGAAGGAAGAGACAGAAAGUGAUCUGGGUUGUUCCUCCUCCCCCUCUCCCACUUGCCGGCUGGAUGAAAUUGUGGGAUUUUGAGUGAACCAGUGUGAUUGAAGUUACAAACUUU